AUUGUGAACCAAAUAGAGGCUGAAUGCGCUCGUGUCGUGGCCUCUGAAACUUUCGCAAACGGUCACGAUCUCGUGAAGUACGACCCAAACAUCGAUGAAGGUUACAGUGAUUACAACGACUUCCCUCUCGGAUCGCCGAGGGGACGAGUUUGGAAACAAAUCGCUGUGAAUCUUGGAGUGGCCCUUAGUAGAUGCAUACCUAGCGUCACAUUUGGAAAUUUUGGAAUACUUGCUGUGGUGAUUGGAACCUUAGCUCCAAGAAUGAUCUCUUAUUUGGUUGUAUAUCCAUUUUGCAGAUUGGUAUUCGGAACCCUCUACCCGGCUUACGCUUCAUACAAAGCUGUACGGACGAAGAAUUUGAAAGAAUACGUAAAAUGGAUGAUGUACUGGAUAGUAUUCGCCCUAUUCACUUGUACAGAGACGUUCACCGAUGUAUUCCUGUCGUGGUUCCCGUUCUAUUACGAGGUGAAGAUUGUGUUGGUGCUGUGGCUACUGUCCCCCGCCACGAAGGGCUCUUCCAUAUUGUACAGAAAAUUUGUUCACCCAGCGCUAUGCAGGAGGGAACAGGAAAUAGAUGAAUAUAUAGCAAAAGCCAAAGAUCAGGGUUACCACACAGUGCUCAACUUGGGCACUAAGGGCGUCAACUACGCUACAACAGUUAUUAUGCAGACUGCGAUAAAGAACUUCAAUUUGCCGAGUCCCGAGCAAGAACGGAGUAGAAAAGCGAUCGUCAGUUCCGACUUCACUGACGGUUACCAACACACUUACGAGGAUUUAGAAUAUCAACGUACAGAUAAUGCUUUGCCUGGCAUCGUUGAAAUAGUGGAGCUAGAAGAUCCCAUUCAAGAAAUUCAAGGGGACGGUGACGCUAAUGAUCCCGAUUAUGAACCUAGUUCCGCACGCAGUAGAGGCAAUGUAGUGCGCAAACGUAAAGUUGCUAAAGAGAAGAGACCGCGAAGUAAAUCUAGGGGACGUAGAACACGAAGCCAGGCGGCCGCCGAAAGGGAUAUCAACGAACUGUCAGUAGAUUGACCAAAGCAAAUACAGUUGGAACGAAAUCCAACGCUAACUGUGAUUUCUAAAUAGCUUUUAGACAAUGCAUAGGUUAAUUUCAUCACAUUUCAAAAGUUUUCUUUUCAAAAUUUGAGUGGUCUUUGCUCGUCAUAAUAAUAGUUUUUGUUUUUUGGAAAGAAGGAAAGUCAAAUAAUUUCUUUCUUUUUUAGGUUUUUUUAAAGUUUUGUUACCUGUAUAACUUUAAAAUAUUAUUUCAUUUUCGUCCUGGAGACUAAAUAACGUUUAUUACAAAUGAAAUUUUAUUAUAUUUUUGUUCCUAUACAUGCACAAUCUCACUAAAGAUUCUUGUAUAUUUUUAUAUUGCAUGAUGUUAACAGUACAUUAGUUUUUAAAUGUGUCGCAUGUAACCAAACUAUUUUGUAUUACGAAGACGAUAGGUUUAGUAAUGUGUGACUGACUUAGUUUUAUAUCUUGAUUAUUUUUGAAUUAAAAAAGUUUUUAUA
This is a messenger RNA of Diatraea saccharalis (sugarcane borer), 1517 nucleotides long. The record is from the annotation of a GenBank genome assembly. Lineage: Eukaryota; Metazoa; Arthropoda; Insecta; Lepidoptera; Crambidae.